UGCAGACAACUUCGCUCGCUCACUCCACUCUACUUGCCAUUGCUUUCUACUCACUCUGACUCGGUCCAGUCGCCGCUCGCCGCCGGCGAUCCGUUCGUGCCUUCCGCAUUUCCGCUGCCGUUCUCCCCGGUCGCUCAUCUAGAAUUAGGUCAAUUAGGCUCGAUUUCUUCGUCAUCUCCUUCUACCAGUGCUUUAUACGUCAAUGGAUGUUAUGAUUGGACUCUGAACCCGCUCAUCUGGUGUUUGGUCUACAGAAAACCUAGAAAAUGAGAGAAAUCUUGCACAUCCAAGGAGGUCAGUGCGGGAACCAGAUCGGUUCCAAGUUCUGGGAAGUCGUUUGUGACGAGCACGGCAUUGACCCCACUGGAAGGUACGUCGGGACCUCCGAUCUGCAACUGGAGCGUGUCAACGUCUACUACAACGAAGCAUCAUGUGGACGGUUUGUGCCCCGUGCUGUGCUCAUGGAUCUCGAGCCUGGGACCAUGGACAGCGUGAGGACUGGUCCCUAUGGCCAGAUCUUCAGGCCUGACAACUUCGUCUUCGGCCAAUCUGGUGCUGGUAACAACUGGGCCAAAGGUCACUACACUGAGGGCGCUGAGCUCAUUGAUUCGGUUCUGGAUGUUGUCCGAAAGGAGGCUGAAAACUGCGACUGUCUUCAAGGUUUCCAAGUAUGCCACUCUCUCGGUGGAGGAACUGGAUCAGGAAUGGGAACCCUGUUGAUCUCCAAGAUAAGGGAGGAAUACCCAGACAGAAUGAUGCUUACCUUCUCCGUCUUCCCAUCCCCUAAGGUUUCCGAUACAGUGGUUGAGCCAUACAAUGCCACACUCUCUGUGCAUCAGCUGGUUGAGAAUGCCGAUGAAUGUAUGGUGCUUGAUAACGAGGCAUUGUACGAUAUCUGCUUCAGAACUCUCAAGUUGACCACUCCCAGCUUCGGCGAUCUGAACCAUCUGAUCUCUGCAACAAUGAGCGGCGUCACCUGCUGCCUGCGCUUCCCCGGCCAGCUGAACUCCGACCUCAGGAAGCUGGCGGUGAACCUGAUCCCAUUCCCGCGUCUCCACUUCUUCAUGGUCGGGUUCGCUCCCCUGACCUCCCGCGGGUCGCAGAUGUACCGUGCCCUGACCGUCCCGGAGCUGACCCAGCAGAUGUGGGACUCCAAGAACAUGAUGUGCGCCGCCGACCCUCGGCACGGCAGGUACCUGACUGCCUCGGCCAUGUUCAGGGGCAAGAUGAGCACCAAGGAAGUCGACGAGCAGAUGAUCAAUGUGCAGAACAAGAACUCGUCCUACUUCGUGGAGUGGAUCCCCAACAACGUGAAGUCCAGCGUCUGCGACAUCCCACCGCGCGGCCUGUCGAUGGCGUCGACGUUCGUGGGGAACUCGACCUCGAUCCAGGAGAUGUUCAGGAGGGUGAGCGAGCAGUUCACUGCCAUGUUCAGGAGGAAGGCUUUCUUGCAUUGGUACACCGGGGAAGGGAUGGACGAGAUGGAGUUCACCGAGGCGGAGAGCAACAUGAAUGAUCUGGUGUCGGAGUAUCAGCAGUACCAGGACGCGACCGCCGACGAGGAGCUGGAUUACGAGGAAGAGGAGGAAGAAGGUGACGAGAUGUAAGUUUGGGGGGAAUGAAGAGCGCAGAGUUGGUUGAGAGGGAGGGGAGCCUUUUCAUUUUCGUAGAUAAUUCUAGUACUUGUUUGCGCCGAGACUGGGAACCAUAUGAUAUUUGGUAUUGUGAAAUAUUUUGGCCGUCCGUCUAUGUCUGUCCUGUUACUUGACUCUAUGCGUUUUGAUGUUCUUCGUUCUUUGUCAUUUUCUCGUUUUAUGAUGUUGUAAUCGUGUUUGAAGAAGCGUUUUGAUCAUCAAUGUGGAGUUUUCAUUUAGUCUUCGACCCCUCUCCCUUGUUUUUAUUUUCUGAACUGGAAAACCCAA
Molecule: messenger RNA, 1922 nt
Organism: Linum tenue
Lineage: Eukaryota; Viridiplantae; Streptophyta; Magnoliopsida; Malpighiales; Linaceae
Source: the annotation of a GenBank genome assembly